CUUCAAGUAGGCUAAUACCUCAGUCAGUGUUAUUCAUUUGGUUACAGGCUGAGAGAAAGAAGAAUCAAAAUGAAGAAGUUAUUUGUGUUUGUCUUCAUUUUGGUCACCCUGACCAUUUUUACAGAUGCUUCACCUAUUUUGACUGAAAAAGAAGCUAAACAGAUUCUGAGAACUCGUCGUGAAGAUAGACCAAGAAAAGCUGGUUUCCCUGAUGAGCCAAUGAGGGAACACAUGCUUUACCUCCAACGCUUGGAGCAAAGAUCAGAAGAACAAUUCCUUGAGCACUGGUUAAAUCCACAUUGCUACCCACAUUGCAACAGGAAUGUAGUUCACCCCAUCUAAAGGAUCUCCCCAGGUGCAUUUAAGAAGAAACGGUCAGAACGAGGUUCAUCCAGCAUCUGCAAUGUAUUAACUGUAGAGCUAAAAGUAUUUGGAAUAUUGAGCAAUCUUAGUAUGUAGCAAGGCUUUUGUAAUCAUACAUAUUUCAAAUAAUUUAAUUGAAUCAUAUCACCAUAUAUUUUCAACCCAUGGGUAAGCUAAGGGUUUAUAUGCAUGAAUCUAGAGCUUCUCCCAAGAUUAUAGAAGUGGGGCAGAGCAAAUCACCAGCUUGUUUUAGAACAUGGUUAUUUUGGCUACUGUCUUAUAUAUUGAAGCAGAAGGAGGCUUUAAGAGAAAGGAAUGACACAGCUGGAAAAUAAAAGCAUGAUGUGGCUCCCACCCUUUGGGGUUUUGGAGGAAACCUUGAUUACAGAAUUUCUGCAGUUUUAAUAAUAUUGUAGUGAAGCAUAACAUUUAUGCAGCAUUAACCUUUUAUACUAAUUGCCUUGCAAAUUAUUUCACCUGUUAUAUCAUAAUAAAAGCUCAGAUCAA
Pelodiscus sinensis (Chinese soft-shelled turtle) is the source of this 870-nucleotide messenger RNA. RefSeq names its product chromosome 20 C17orf67 homolog (gene C20H17orf67). NCBI's taxonomy places the organism in Eukaryota, Metazoa, Chordata, Testudines, Trionychidae. The record is from RefSeq and is a predicted model, not a curated record.